Messenger RNA from Choloepus didactylus (southern two-toed sloth), 2418 nucleotides. It is a transcript of the gene RGS14, whose product is annotated as regulator of G protein signaling 14. Gene Ontology annotation, biological process: signal transduction; regulation of G protein-coupled receptor signaling pathway. NCBI's taxonomy places the organism in Eukaryota, Metazoa, Chordata, Mammalia, Pilosa, Megalonychidae. The record is from RefSeq and is a predicted model, not a curated record. The transcript is spliced from 15 exons. Gene Ontology annotation, molecular function: microtubule binding; GTPase activator activity; G-protein alpha-subunit binding. The coding region runs from base 211 to 1911 and encodes 566 amino acids.
CUAGACCUUGCUUCUUUCUGUGGUUUGGUUUCUAUAGAGACACUUCCUGUGGCAGAGAAAAGAGGUAGUGAGCUGGUGUUUCAGGAUGUGAGGGCCCGUAGCGGCGGAGCCCGGCUCUCCCCAUCGCCAGCCGCACGAGCUCCAGCCAGUGCUGCCCACAGUCCCCAAUGGUGGGCGCCCCCCACGGCGGGGACCCGUGAUCGCGGCGGCAUGCCAGGGAAGCCCAAGCACCUGGGCGUCCCUAACGGGCGCAUGGUUCUGGCUGUCUCAGAUGGAGAGCUGAGCAGCACAGCAGGGUCCCAGGGCCAGGAUGAGGGGGGCCGCGGCAGCUCUCUCAGCAUCCACAGCCUCCCCAGCGGCCCCAGCAGCCCCUUCACGGCCGAGGAGCAGCCUGUGGCUGGCUGGGCCCUAUCCUUUGAGCGGCUGCUGCAGGACCCACUGGGCCUGGCUUACUUUACAGAGUUCCUGAAGAAGGAGUUCAGCGCCGAGAACGUCACUUUCUGGAAGGCUUGUGAGCGCUUCCAGCAGAUCCCGGCCAGCGACACCCAGCAGCUAGCUCAGGAGGCCCGCAGCAUCUACCAGGAAUUCCUAUCCAGCCAGGCGCUGAGCCCCGUGAAUAUCGACCGGCAGGCCUGGCUCGGCGAGGAGGUGCUGGCCCAGCCGCGGCCAGACAUGUUCCGGGAGCAGCAGCUGCAAAUCUUCAACUUGAUGAAGUUCGACAGCUAUGCGCGCUUCGUCAAGUCCCCGCUGUACCGCGAGUGCCUCCUGGCCGAGGCCGAGGGGCGCCCCCUGCGGGAACCGGGCUCCUCGCGCCUGGGCAGCCCCGAUGCUACAAGGAAGAAGCCGAAGCUGAAGCCCGGGAAGUCGCUGCCACUGGGUGUGGAGGAGUUGGGACAGCUGCCGCCUGCUGAGGGCCUUGGGGGCCGCCCGCUUCGCAAGUCCUUCCGCAGGGAGCUGCCCUGCGGGGCAGCAAACUCGGGCCUGCGCCGGGAAUCUCAGGGCUCCCUCAACUCCUCCGCCAGUCUGGACCUCGGCUUUCUUGCCUUCGUCAGCAGCAAAUCCGAGACUCAGAGCCACAGGAGGAGCCUGGGGAGCACGGAAGGGGAGAGUGAGAGCCGCCCAGGGAAGUACUGCUGCGUGUACCUGCCUGACGGCACAGCCUCCUUGGCCCUGGCCCGUCCCGGCCUCACCAUCCGCUCCAUGCUGGCAGGCAUCUGUGAGAAACGAGGCCUCUCCCUACCUGACAUCAAGGUCUACCUGUUGGGCAAUGAACAGAAGGCCCUGGUCCUGGAUCAGGACUGUACCGUUUUGGCGGACCAGGAAGUGCGGCUGGAGAACAGGAUCACCUUCGAGCUGGAGUCGGCGGUGCUGGAGCGCGUGGUACGGAUCUCGGCGAGGCCCACCAAGCGGCUGCAGGAGGCGCUGCAGCCCAUCCUGGCCAAGCACGGCCUCCGCCCGCAGCAGGUGGCACUGCUCCGGCCAGGUGAGACGCAACCGCUGGAUCUGGAGAAGCUCGUGAGUUCGGUGGCGGCCCAGAGACUGGUUUUGGAGACCCUCCCAGAUGCGAAGAUUCCCGAAGCCGGCGACCUAGCCCCCCACCGCAGCCAGGGCGGCCCUCCCAGAACCCAGAAUAAGGCCGCCCAUCCCCACUCGCUGGCCCAGCUGCACAGUAGCACUGCCGGGAAGCGACAGACCUGUGACAUCGAAGGCCUGGUGGAGCUGCUAAACCGUGUGCAGAGCAGCGGUGCCCACGACCAGAGGGGUCUUCUGCGCAAAGAGGACCUGGUGCUUCCGGAGUUUCUGCAGCUGCCCACCCAAGAGCCCAGCUCCCAGGAAGCCCCAGCACAGACUGAAUCAGCGGCCCCGCCCACGAGGGGUCCCUCGGACUCCACUGCCCACCCGGCCCUCUGACAGCUGCCCAACAGUCCAGGCCAGCUGCAUGGCACCUGGCGGGCCGAGCAUGCCAUGGGUCCGCUCUGCAUGCUCUGUCUGUGCCACAAGUGUCCCUGGCCCCUUCCUGCCACGGGCAGGCCCACAGGAAGAGCCAGGAGGGGGUGGGGAAGGGCUCAGAGGAGCCACCACCCCCUCCCUACGGCUGCCACCACCUGGUCCCACACAGGCUCACCCACCCACACCUUGCAGCCAGGCCCCUGGGUGCAGGCAUGCCUGACAUGCAGGGGCGGCGUUGGCAGUGCCAGCCUCCCCACCCUGUGCCCAGCCUUGGUAGGGGGGCAGGAGGAGGGGCCGGGCCCCUCCCCAGGGCGCUGGUAUGAGUCAGGCUGGGGAGGGGUGCAGGUGGGCAGCCCCCCCCUCCACCUAUAGAGACGGUUCUGUACAUAUGGAUUUUGCAGUUGGCUUUGGGGCAGCUGGGUAUGUCCUGGAUGUACGAUAUUGUUAUUAUAAUAAUUAUUAUUCUGC